CGGGCCACUAAGCCUCGCUAUUCCGUUGAGUUUGAGUGUUAUUCGGAAGACGAAAUCGAAGAACAGUUGGCAAACCUUCUGGCCGCGUACCGGGGGUUCUACCUGGAGCCUGACGAGGCAGAGCCACCAAGACCGCGAGACCCCGACGCAGCGCGAAGGAGCCGGCACAUCUUCAAAUCGACCUUCAGGGACCAGCUCAACUCAGCCGAGGACGAAGAAUUCCUCUUGCAGGAGGAGGAGGAAGAUGUCCUGGACGUCUUCAUGACAUGGGUCCGCGCGAGGCAGAUACCGUCUGGCGUCCGCAAGGAUACCUUCGAGAGCUUGUCCGAGUGUCUGGAGCACGUAGCCAACUGGAAGCUCGAGACCGCGCCUUUCACCAAGCGAAUACUCUUGUCGGUCACCACUCGUCUCGGCUCACUUGUCACCGCACAGUUGCCAGUUGGUGGGCUCGACUGUAUCGAUGAGCGGGAUCUGGAUAACAUGCACGACGUGUUUGAGGAGAUGGCGCAGCUCGAUCUUGCCUGA
Thermothielavioides terrestris NRRL 8126 is the source of this 525-nucleotide messenger RNA. RefSeq lists its product as uncharacterized. The annotation marks the transcript as partial. The transcript is spliced from 2 exons. The record is from RefSeq and is a predicted model, not a curated record. Lineage: Eukaryota; Fungi; Ascomycota; Sordariomycetes; Sordariales; Chaetomiaceae.